AUGGUCUCCACCUUUCCUUUAUCCCCUCCACCAUUUUUCUGCUUCACCUUUGAAAUGAUGAAAGGAGGGUUCCAAGUGGUUCAUGCGAGUACUCUAGAUAUGAUCCAGCCUCAUCGUGAACCUAUAUGGGAUUUCACUACCACCGCUGUCCCGAGGCAGCAAGCACUCGAGACUCGCUGCGCACACUCGGAGAGAAACGAACUCUCCGAGUGGGUCGAACAAGUCACCAAGCAACUCAUUGAUGACUUGCCGGCCGAGAAUACCGAAACGGAUGAUCACCGUGCCGCCUUGCAGGCGGCUGAUACAUCAUCGGUUCUCGGUGAUUUUAGGAUGAUGAAAAGUGUCAGAGGUUGCGACGAAGAGGUUCGGUUCGAUGAGCGAUGUUUAAGCUUGAUAACGCUUCUUCUAGAGUGUGCGGUUGCCAUCUCCAUUGACAACCUCGGUGAAGCUCGUAGAAUGUUGCUUGAACUGACCCAAAUGGCUUCUCCCUAUGCUCUUUCUUGUGCCGAAAGGGUUGUCGCGUAUUUCGCUAACGCCAUGUCUAGUAGGGUUAUUAAUUCGUGGUUGGGGAUUUGUUCUCCCUUGAUUAACUUCAAAAGCGUUCAUUGUGCUUUCCAAGGGUUCAACAAUGUCUCCCCCUUCAUCAAGUUCGCUCACUUCACCUCCAACCAAGCCAUCCUCGAAGCGUUUCAUCGGCGCGAUCGGGUUCAUGUUAUCGACCUCGAUAUAAUGCAGGGGUUGCAGUGGCCGGCCUUGUUUCAUAUUCUCGCGACACGUAUGGAAGGCCAUCCACAUGUCACCAUGACCGGCUUUGGUACUUCGAUGAAGCUUCUAGUGGAGACCGGUAAACAGCUCUCAAAUUUCGCUAAACGACUCGGGAUGUCAUUCGAAUUCCACCCAGUCGCGAAGAAAUUCGGGGAAAUCGACGUCACUACUGUACAACUCCGAAGAGGGGAGACGCUAGCGGUUCACUGGCUACAACAUUCAUUGUAUGACGCCACGGGACCGGAUUGGAAGACAAUGAGACUAAUCGAGCAAAUGGCUCCUACAGUUGUCACAUUGGUCGAGCAGGACCUGUCCCAUGGUGGAUCAUUUCUAGACCGGUUUGUCGGAUCCCUGCAUUAUUAUUCCACCAUAUUCGAUUCACUCGGGGAGUACUUACCAGCUGAUGACCCCAACCGGCAUCACAUCGAGCAUUGCCUUUUUUAUAGGGAAAUCAACAACAUAUUGGCAAUCGGGGGGCCAGCGAGAAGCGGGGAAGAGAAGUUCAAGCAAUGGAGAACUGAGCUCGAAGCAAGGAAUUUCUUAGUGCAAGUGCCGAUGAGCGGCAACUCGAUGGCGCAGGCACAGCUGAUACUGAACAUGUUCCCUCCGGCUCAUGGCUAUAGGUUGGUACAAGGAGAUGGCACCCUUAGGCUCGGCUGGAAAGAUACUAGCUUGUUUACUGCUUCGGCUUGGACAUCCCAUUCCUCUCGGUAG
Molecule: messenger RNA, 1479 nt
Organism: Hibiscus syriacus
Lineage: Eukaryota; Viridiplantae; Streptophyta; Magnoliopsida; Malvales; Malvaceae
Product: protein SCARECROW-like
Exons: 1
Coding region: 1-1479 (492 amino acids)
Biological process (GO): regulation of DNA-templated transcription
Cellular component (GO): nucleus
Molecular function (GO): sequence-specific DNA binding; DNA-binding transcription factor activity
Source: RefSeq, a predicted model, not a curated record